Molecule: messenger RNA, 9058 nt
Organism: Trachymyrmex cornetzi
Lineage: Eukaryota; Metazoa; Arthropoda; Insecta; Hymenoptera; Formicidae
Exons: 3
Coding region: 1-8271 (2756 amino acids)
Source: RefSeq, a predicted model, not a curated record
AUGACGCUGGAUUCUCCGACGACUGUGACGAGUGUCUCGAUGGGAGGGACGAUUCACCGUCGAGAAGACACAGCUACAUCGUUUCGGACGCUCACCUCUAUCGACGUCCAUUCACCAGCCACCCCCAGCCAGGUCCCAGCACAGCGGCAGAUGCUUGCUACCAGCCAGCAACGGAUUUCAUCAACAGGUCGUAUCAGCCCCUCUAACAGCAGUCCUCCCGAAUUCCCACUACCACGACCUCUGCCCAGAUACCCCUGGCAACGGUCGGCUAGUUGUCGCGAGUUGUACGCUUCUAGUUUUGAGGACUCCGGUAAAGCGCGGCCGCGGGACGACAAAGUCACCGCGGACCUUCCGUUAGAUCCAUUCCAGUUAGCCUCCCAGGGUGAACUAGAUAACCCCAUAACACGUUACGACGAAAGUAAUCGUUCGUAUAGCGCCGCUAGUUCGAAAUUACCUUCUCUAGAUCACGAUUCUGUCCCCGAGCGUGUGUACAGCAGUUCCUACCCGGGAACGUCGUCGUUGUCUACCGAAUCGGGCCAUGAGGAAUCGGGUCCCGCUGGAGAUCUGUCACAUGACGAUCUCUCACACGAUUCUUACGAGCUUUUGGAACGCGAACAUGAAUUCGAGUAUCCGGAAUCGUAUUCUAGUCCACACGACGAACCAAUAUCCGAUCAGAGCGACGAAGGAAUCGAGCACGAGAUGUUCCAAAUGGACUCCGAAACCGAUUCCUUUGUCAAGCACAGAUCAUUAAAGCCUUCAGAGAAACAACAAUACAGAUCCGCGUUUACUGAUCUCAAGAACUCUAAAGUCAAGUCCAUCGAUCGGUACUCAGCUGUAUCUAAGGUAGAUAACGAUUUCGUGAUCACCGAAUCUAGAAUACAACGGACAGGUACUCAAAUAGAACGUAAAUUUGAAACGAGACACGCUAAUUCCGUGGAACAGCCACCCAAGACGGGUAUUCCGCAUCAGGACUCCGCUAGAAAAGAUCCCGUGGUGAUGCAGGUACACAAGCAAAAAAUGUCUGUCUUAAACGAGUUGAAGAACUUAAAACCCAAGUAUAAGAUCACACACGUAGAUUCAGAAGUCUUGCGAGACGAAGGUAUCAUGCGUCCGAAAUCGCGAAUUGAUGAUGAUCUAAGUCCGGUUGACGGAAGUAGAACAUUAGAUCAUAGCGCAAAAGGUAGGACGACUAGGGCACGCAGUAUUGCUAGUCUGGACGAUCAUCCACCGCGGUUAUAUGUCGAGACAGGUAGUCUAGGUCGAGGUCAUAAAUCUAGAGAUAGGAAAUCGAGAGAUGCUGACGUUAAGGUCGAGAAAGUCUUGUCGAAGGAGCGUAGGAGCAUUGAGAGGGAGGAGCGAAAACGGGACUACUCGAGGGAAUGCAGACGAAUGGAUAAGAGUGAUUCACGAGAACGUCGUUCAGUAGAUCGGCUCGAUUCGCGCGAGCGGAGAUCGGAUAGUCACGGUCGUCGCAGUAUAGACCGGGUCGAUAUGCGCGAACUACGUAGAAGCAUCGAGCGGCUUGAUGUGCGCGAGAGGAGUUACGAGCACCUAGACUCAAGGGAAAAGAGUGCCUUUUACAGUGAUUUCUAUGAAUCACGCGGUAAGAGUGUCGAUCGUUUAGACUCUCAAGGGUUGCGCAGCAGCAUGGAGCAUUUAAAGAGUCCUAAAGAGAAGAGCAAUCAUCGGCAUUUAGAGCGUCGAGAGAGAAGUAUCGAACGGAUCGAUUCUCGGGAAACGAGAAAGAGUAGAGCUGCUUCUAUCGAUUACGAUGCAAGGCAUACUUUAGAACGCUUUGAUUCCGACAAUAGAAGCCCAUUCGAGCGGUUGACUCCGAAAGAGCAACGGAGGAUGAGCAUAGAGAGACUCGAUUCUCAAAAGUUCGACUUCGAUCCACGAGCGAUCGAACGUUUGAAAUCUUUGGAACGUUAUGAACAAAGAGAACGAACCUAUGAGAGAAAGAUCGAAUCAAGGAGCGCCGAGCGAAAGAGUCUAGAGAAGCUAGACUCACGUGAGCGAAAACACUUAGGACGUUUAGAAUCACGGGAGGGGAGGAGUCUCGAGUGCCUAGACUUCGACAGUGUGGAACGUAGGAAAAAUAUCGAAAGAAUGGAACAUAAAGAUCAAAAGAAGACCAGGAGCAAACCCGAGAAAAGCAAACCGGAAGAAAAACCGCGGGAACGUGAUGAUUGGAGGAGUUUGGAGAAAGCACGGAAAGACGACGAAAGACGAGAGCGCGAGCGGCAAGCUAAACUAUCCAUCGAAUCCCGUACGGAAACUGUUAUUGGCGUGCCGCAUGAGAUGGAGAAUUUGAAGUCAAAAACCGUGUUUGCCGAGUACGAGCCGAAGGUUGUUGGUGGUGUCGUGCUAGGCUUCGAGGAGACUGCGUUGCCCGGACACGUGCCAGUGGAGCGUACGAAGAGCGAUCCAAAUCCAGCACGGCAAAGAUUAGGAUCUAGCAACAGCAAGAGGCAUAUGCUGAUGCACCAGAAAUCCAUAGAUUUAACACCGGCCGACUCUGGCGAUGAAGAACCGUUUUCAGACAGCGCAGCAAUACAGAAAAACAAUGCCGAUAUUCCGUAUACGUUGCAUAAGAGGCAUGUUAUGAACGGCACCGCAUCCGAUGAAAAAUCCGAGUCGGAUAGCAGUAAAACCUCGAGGAAUGUCAAGAGUCUCGCCAAGGAUUUACCGAAGUUACCACUGAAGAUGGUAACGGAUCUCCCAUAUUUCGAUCUAACUAAGCUUCCCUCGAUAGAAAAGGCCAGCAAUAAACUAUCUCCGGAUAAACCGAAGAGCGGCACGGUUACUACCGCAAGACCAAAAUCGAUAUUAAGCCCCUCGGAUAAGCCGAAGAGUAUUUUAAGUCCUACAUCGAAACUUUCGCCUACAGACCCAAAGAGCAUCGUUUGUAGUUUAUCGCCCAGCAAGAGAAGUCCUUCGAAAGUGAAGACUCAGUCUCCUGAAAAGUUCUCACAAAAGGGCGGUUCGUUAGAUAGAAAUAAAGCCGAAGUUAUCAUCGAGGAUUACAUGUGCAAGAAAUCUUCGAGUUUGGACAAAAAGCCUUCGAAAUUGUCGCCGGUAGAACCGAAUAUUACUAUUAUCUCGGCUAUCGAAAAACGUUCGCCCAAAAAGUCGCCGACUGAUCCUAACGUAACUAUCGUCUCUGUGAUACAGAAGAAGAAAUCUCUUGACGGUGCGUCCAGAAGUCCCACCAGUAUUGCGAAAGCGGCGGAUGCUGUAAAAGCUGCUCUGAAUUUUGCCGAUAUCGUUAGCAUGGAAAUGAAGCAAAAUUUGGAACGCAAGGCGAAAAUUGAGAAAGAUAGUCUAAAAGCACCGGACGAUAGUUUAGAAAAGCAAGAUAGUAUUGAAAAGAUACCGUUACCCGAUAUUCCUGGCGAACAGGCUGAUGAGAAAACAAUAGGUGGCCAAAAACCGCCGAUUCCGGAGAAACCCAAAACAUUAGAGAAGCCAAGUAUUCCCGAAAAAACAAAACGUAUUUUGGAAAGAAUAGAAUCGAAAUUUUCGGAAGUUAGUAAAAAUUCCGCUACACGAAUAUCGAGACCAAAGAUCAUUGAUACAGGAUUUGACGAUUUCGUGGAUCCAGUCGCCGAUUUGCCUUUGGACGAAGUGCCUGUGAAACCUACUCUAGAGUUGGAUAGUCUUAAAGUUCCUGAGUUUGUUCCUUUCAUGCUGAGACCGCACGCGGAACCGAUAAGAUCGAAAUCUUUAUCGUUGGCAGAAGAGAAGGCGCCAAUCGAUACCUUGCUCUCACCGGAAGUCGAGAAUAAACAUUUCGUGCAAGAUGUCUCUCCGAAGAGAAUGAGAAAGGUGAAGUCCGAACCGAAAAAGGAUUUCAAAAAACAAUCAAAAUCGUUAGAAGGCGACAAACCGCCACUGAAGAAGAGCGCAUCGAAAGAGUCACGUUCACCAUCGGUGAGUAUAAAAAUCGACAAAUCCAAAUUGAAACUCGGUGAAAUGCCACAGGAGAUCAUAAUAAUAGAUUCGACUGACGUGGCGCCAGAGAUAAGCAUUGUACAAAAAGCCAGAUCAAAAUCCGUAACUAGAUUAUCUGACAAGCCAUUUUCAACAUCGAAGGAGGAAAAGGAAGAAACGAAGACUCGCGCGAAAUCUGCGUCCGUCGACGAUGAAUUGAUUAAGGGCACGAUAAAAUCUGAGAAAUCGAGACCGAAGUCAUUGGGAAUAUCUAAAAGUUUGGGAAGUACGGAAAAGAAAGAUUCAGUAGAGAAAAUCUCGCCGAAGAGAAUCAAAGCUGCUGCCAAGGCAGCUGCCGAUAAAUCUGCUAUGGCAAAAGAAGCAAUGUCAAAACAGGAUACGAAAAUAGCACGUGGAAAAGUGGCUUUGAAAGUGGAAGCGACUAGCGAGGAAACUGUUGCUGAAUCAAAACAACCUAAACAAGAGAAGGAUUCUAAGCCGUCUGUUAAACCUGAUGUAGAUUUAACUCAAUCUCCUUUAGUCUUACGGAAACCGGGACAGACACCUAUUCUGUUUGCUCGCGCACGUCUUGGUCUUUCGGAAGGUAGCGGGAUUGGCGCUCUUCAGCGUCAAGGCGCAACGCAGUCGCCUACUGCUCAGCGGCGCGCGAAAUCUUUGGACGCCGCCGUAAUCUCCGUGCACAGACUACCGCCGGCGAACGCGUUCUCCAGCAAGGAUGACACAGUGGACGUGUCGGAGAAUCUGGAGGAUCAAGAGAACGUUGCUCAAGGCGCAAGUAUGGUAUCAAAGGUGCUUUCAGUUCAGAUGGAAGCCUCGCCGAAUCACAAAUCCGACAGUACCGAUCACACGACCGUGCCAGAAAUAUGUACGGAUUCUUUGUCUGUUACCGAGACUUCGACGCAGUAUCUAGAGUCACCACUGACAGAAUGUAACGAGAUUGUUCCUUGCAUUGAUUUCUAUGAGGGACAAGAAGGCGGCCAAAUGCCAUUUGUGAGUUCCAUUAACGAAAACAGAACGCAAACAUCGGUCAUAGAGAGCGCUAAAAUGGAGGAAGCAACAAAAUUUAUCGAUCAGAGUUCCGCCGAAUCCGGUAUUGAACAGGAAGCUUCUCAGGACAGUUCCGAUGCAAAGGUUGGUACAUCAAAAGGUGCUCAGUUGGAUCAAGAUCAAUCGGCAAUCUUCGUGAAGAGCGCUAGCACAGAAGCUGUUUAUAGACAAACUGAAUCGCCGAGCGAAGUUUCUGAUGGAGAGACAAAUGCAAAAAUUAGCGAAACUGUAUCGCCAAAAUCUUCUUCACCUCGUCCAUACGACUUUCAUGUCAGAGUUGAAGGUUCGAGAAGUCCUUCUGAGAGAGAUGAUGUACCUGAUGUAACUAUAAGCGCGGCUCGAGAGGACAUGUUCUUCUUUAAUUAUGAUCAGGAUGAUCCUCCAGAUAUGGUCAAGUCGCCAAUACAAAUAUCCAUUGAAGAAUGUUCCGACGACGAUAUGAAUCAGGAGGAGGAUGAGGAAGAAAUAGUAGAAGUACGGGUGGAGGACAUCGACGAACGAGAAGAAGAGGAAAAUAAACGGUUGGACUCUCUUGACACGAGCGAGGAUACGCUCGAUGCGCUCGAUACGCAAGUGCAGACGCGAGGUGCGGAUAGCGAAUUAAGUUCACCGGACUACGGUGUUGAUAGGAUGGAUGAGAAAACAUUGGUCGAGGUUGAAUUGACGCCGGAAUACCUGGAGAUGAAGAAAGAAGAUGAAGAAACGGCGGAAGAAUUACCGGAAGAUGAACCAGCGAAAGAGACUCUGGAGAUCGCGGAUUCCAAUCGUCUCUCCAUCGACAGAAAACUCAGACUGAGCACUGAACGUUCGAGAAGCGAAGAAACCAACACUUGGACACCAGACAGAGAAGACCCAGACUCUAGUUCGUGUUCUAUCGCUCGACCACUAGGAAUCGGUCAGAUACAACCCAUAAUAGAUCGUCGGGAAAUCGCUAUGAUCGAAGGCGCCCGAGACAGCGGUUCCUUGGAUGAUGACAGCAACGGCACGCAACUUCCUCCGAAGCAGGAAAUGAACGUCACGUGGAAAUCAUUCCCGCAGGGAAGCUCCGGUAGUUCCAGUCUCGAGGAUGGCUGGGUGCCUCAGGACGAGAGCAACGCACAGCAAUCGCAGUCUGAAGACAGCAACGGUCAGAACGAGGAUAGUUUCCAAGAAGACCUAGCGGACUUUCCCGGCACCUUUAUCAUUGGUCCUGAAAUAUUAGCUAAUUAUGGCGCAUUUUCACUCUCACGUACGCUGUCAAGAAUAUCCGAACGAUCGACUACGUCGGAGCAAGACAGAAGCGACUUGGAGGACUCCUUUAAACCCAGCUCGAGGUCGCCGAGUCUCGACGACGAGUCUUUGAUGUCAAGCGAUCAUCAGCCAUCUCUAUCAUCGGAUCCUCCGUCUGGUACGGCGUUACCAUCCGUUUCUGAUGAUCGCAGAACAUCUUCCGAGCUGCCAGACAUUCCCAUCGACGUGGUUGGCGCGCACGAGGAUGACUCGAAAUCGCCGCGAACGACCAGGCGAUCACGAUUGCAGUUGCAAAGUUCCGAGGACUGGCCAUCGCCACCCAGUUCACCUGUUUUUGAAACACCGGUAGUGAGUCACGUGGAGACAUUUUAUAUGGAAAUCAAACCGGAGGAAGCCGUCAAGGUGACCGUUACGGACAGUACGGAGACGCCCGUUCAUGCGGAACAAGACAGUGAUUCCAGCGACGAGAAUAGAACGCUGCAUGAUGACCUGCAUUCGACUCUUUUGGAGGACGGACAAAGUUCGACGUCUGUGACAACGGCCGACGGUACAGUCAAAAUCGCGGUAAAACCGAAAUCGAAUUCGUACAUAACUGGUUCGUCGCAUAGCGAGGACACGUCGAUGGGCUUGUCUAUGUCCGAAUGGUCCAGCUCGAACAACACCGUGCGUCAGUUUUGCCAGUACUCUGGUACAAAGUCUGACGACAACUCGCUCGCGGAACUUGGCGCCUCGAUCUCAGACUGGUCAGGUAGCACAACGGUGAUACCACAACAGUACUACGCUACACCCGCGGACAAAAGUCAGAGUGACACCACGACAUCCGAGAGAAGCGCGACCAGCAUGAGACCAAACUCGAAAUGUCAAUCUGCAGAUACUUCCUCUCUUCCAUCUCCGCCGUCUCCGUCUUCACUACCGCUACCCGUGUCGCCACCACUGCCUUCUCCACCCGAAACAGUUACUUCCUCGUUUCUUCAUGACGAAGCCACCGGUUCCACGAUCGAACAGCACGAGACUUUACAGGCCAAGACUACCAUCGAGAAUGACGAUGAUCUACGUCAAUCUCAAACGCACGGUGACGAGUUCGACGAGGCGCGACGAUUUAUUGAGAGCCAAUUCGAUGAGCACCAUCGCCUGCGCCGAUACGAUGACGAACAGCAAGGCCUUUGUCCCCAGGAAUUCGCCGACACUUCGCCACCUCGUAUCACUCUUCGAAAUGAGUACGACGAGGCCAUCGACGAUGAUUUCCAAAUGGUUCCAGACGAGGAUACGAUCUGCGUUGAUGACACGGCGCUGCCAAUUCCCGAAGAGGAUGAGGAGGAUCAAUUGUACGAUAAUGUGCCCGCAAUGAAAUAUUCUAGUAGCGAGAAAAUACGGAUGGAGGUCGGUCGGGGGGACAGUUCGGAAGAUAUGCACGAGAAAUAUGCCGAUCUCACGUUCCAAUCGAGAAUACCGGACGAUUGGUUAUCUGAGGAACGAAGAAACGUCCCGGAGCGGGAGAAACCAUCAAUGAAAUCGACAGGCAAAUUCGAUCGCGGCUUCUCGGAACCGAGUCCACACGAAGCAGGCAGAUAUCAGGGCACGCGAUCCACUGAACGGCCUGUGAUGGUACCAAUCCGAGCGAAGUCGACCCCAUAUUACUCUACCACGAGUCUGAGCGGCGAAUCGACUACAUCUAGUCCGCCUAUGCCAAUCAAGACGCAGAUCAGAACAAAGACGAUGCCUUGUUCGUCGAGCCGUAGCCCACAGAGCGAGGGUGACACCUCCUCGAGCAUGGAUAGCCCGGCGCAUACGCCCGAUCGGGGGGGUCAACGGGCAUUCCGUCGGAAACGACAGCAGAAUGCUAAGAGGCGACACCGCGUAGUAGUCGAUCUUGAGAUCAAGGACGGCCAUAUAGUAUCCAGCACUGAUUCCAGUUUCGACGUGGCAACCAUACCGCCACCGCUGCUACCAGAAAGUCAGAGACUAGACGUAGACGACGACGAGGACGAUGAGAUGUCCCUCGAGAUGAAGGAUGAACAUCAUCGACAGCAGCAGCGUUGACGCAUCGUCGACGAUCGAUACUAAACAGAAACGCCCGAGGAAAAGAGAAAAUUGAGCGCAAUCGGUCACGCUCACUCGGGGGCUCAAAUUAGCAGAAUUUAUAGGCAAGUUCCCAGUUUCGUAUGGAAUUGAACGCACUUUAGAAUUGACAGACUCCGUUAUGUUGGCACUCUCUCGACUUAUGUCUGUCGCGCGAAAGAUCAAAUGGGAACAGAUCUCGACUCGGCCUGAUCUUCUGCAAUCUUGAUUCAACAACGACGAUUUGCCCGGCGAAGUUUUGCGCUGAGUGGCAAUCGAGAAUCGAGAGGUUAUACGGGUAUGAAUGACGACAUGAGCGAAUUAACGAGGACGAAAGCAGGACAGACGUAAGACGAAGACGACGUUUAUCGUUCCGGGCUGGAAAGCCCAAGGCUGAAUGAUCAAAAGCUGCGAGAGGAAAGUAGCAUAAUUAUAUCGUUAGGGAUACGGAUACGGUUUGUUACGCGUUUUAGAGACCCGAUUUACUUUGAUAUCAUCACGAUAGAACCCCUCUGGUCCCCAUCUCCCAGUAGAUAUGAGUAUACUUUAGCGAGUAAUAUUCAUAUACAUAAUAUACACGGGAAGUGAAGUAUCUUAACUAUCGUGAUCAGCGUGCCCGUGCGCGACUCGUUGGAGAAUGAUAAUCGUUACGUGCGACACGUUAUAUCCUAUUAAUAAUAAUGUUAUAAGGCAUAGAAAUUGAAAGACCGAGACGUAGAAUUUUCGAAGAUAAUUGUAAACUUAAAAAAACUUAAAACGAGCUGUGUCA